This is a messenger RNA of Amphibalanus amphitrite, 1141 nucleotides long. RefSeq lists its product as uncharacterized. The record is from RefSeq and is a predicted model, not a curated record. Lineage: Eukaryota; Metazoa; Arthropoda; Thecostraca; Balanomorpha; Balanidae. The transcript is spliced from 4 exons. Bases 35 to 439 code for a protein of 134 amino acids.
UUUGGCGAGUGUCUCCCAGCAGUCCGUUUUCACCAUGAAGCUGUCCGUGUGUCUGCUGCUGGCCGUGGUGGCCGCCGUCUCUGCCGACGAGGGCUUCUACCAGCCACAGGCCGUGGCCCAGUCGGCACCCGGUGCCUACAAUAAUUACUACGACCAGCAGUACCAGCCCCCUCAGAGUCAAGGAUGGCUCGAUCGUCUGUUCGGGUCCAACCGGCGCCAGGGCCUUGGCGGCCUUCUCGGGGGAGGACUCGGCAUUUUCGGUCUGAUCGGUCCCAUCGCUCUGGUCGUCAUUGCCAUCGUUGGUCUGGUCGGCACGGCCUAUGUUCUCUCGGAGCUCGAUAGCUCCGGCCGUGGCCUGGACUCGGACCAGUGGGAGGUGGACCACUCGGUCUGGAUGAACCAGCUCCAGAGGGACUUUGAGGACUCGUGGUCGGUGUAAUUGUUCCUGUGCUUUGAUGCGAUGAAACACGACGCUAUCCAUGCCUUUCCCGACCGCAGCUAGUACAAAUGGCGUUUUGUGAUCCUACGACGACUAACCAAACGCUAUUUCCUGAGCUGAGUUCAUUGUCACUUUUCAAAUAACAGCCAGUCAGUUUCCAUGUGCUGCUCAGUAUUGCAACAGAACUGUUGAAAUUCAUAUAGGAAUACCAAGCCUGCGUUGAUCGUAUUCUCUUAUCUGUGAUCUUGAAGACAUGUCAUGCAGUACCUUUUUUCGAACUACUAUUGUUCUACUAUUGUACUAUUGUCAGUUAUUGAGAUCAAGGCUACCCACAUGCCUUUCAUCUAGAUGCUUUUCCUUGAAUACCCUCCUCCCUUGGUCCUCUUUUUGUCCAUAAGUUCCGGCACUGAAGCAUCUUGCAAUAAGUUCAUCUAUCAUUUUCUACCAAAUCGUUCCAUAGGUUAUGCAUCGAUUUUCUUAACGAUUCCCUUCAAAUGAUUUCCUUUGGCCCAUUCGUCCGAUUUUUAUGUAAUUUGCUUAUCAAUCAAGCAUAGAUUAUUGUAUGAUUUCUUGUUCAUCUAUAGCAUUGUCACGUUAUUCUAUAUGUAAUUUUGCGUUCUUGUUUCUCUGACCAUGCUUUGCCUUCUGUCUCACCUGGAUAAAGUCAAUGGAAUAUCGUUCCAGUGUUAGUAGCCACUCAGC